Messenger RNA from Paecilomyces variotii, 3804 nucleotides. RefSeq names its product pre-mRNA-splicing factor rse1. Gene Ontology annotation, molecular function: protein binding; U2 snRNA binding. Gene Ontology annotation, biological process: mRNA splicing, via spliceosome. Gene Ontology annotation, cellular component: nucleus; U2 snRNP. NCBI's taxonomy places the organism in Eukaryota, Fungi, Ascomycota, Eurotiomycetes, Eurotiales, Thermoascaceae. The record is from RefSeq and is a predicted model, not a curated record. Bases 1 to 3804 code for a protein of 1267 amino acids. The transcript has 3 exons.
AUGGCGACCACCUCGAACAUGUUUAUGUAUUCUCUCACCAUCCAACCUCCUACCGCUAUCACCCAGGCCAUCUUGGGCCAGUUUGCUGGCACAAAGGAGCAACAGAUCGUGACGGCGUCGGGUUCCAAGCUCACCAUCCACCGCCCCGAUCCGACACAGGGGAAGAUCACUACCCUCUACUCUCAGGAUGUCUUUGGGAUUAUCCGCACCUUGGCCGCAUUCCGGCUGGCCGGAAGUAGCAAAGAUUAUAUCAUCAUCGGGUCGGAUUCUGGCCGCAUCACCAUCAUCGAGUAUGUGCCCUCACAGAACCGGUUUAACCGGAUCCAUUUGGAGACCUUUGGCAAGUCGGGUAUCCGACGUGUCAUCCCGGGACAGUAUCUCGCGGUCGACCCCAAAGGCAGAGCUUGUCUGAUUGCUUCGGUGGAGAAGAAUAAGCUCGUGUAUGUUCUGAAUCGGAACGCACAGGCCGAGUUGACCAUUUCCUCUCCACUCGAAGCUCACAAGCCGCAGACUCUCGUGUUCGCAUUGACAGCCUUAGAUGUCGGCUACGAGAAUCCGAUCUUCGCGGCUCUGGAAGUCGACUACACCGAGUGCGACCAGGACCCUACAGGCGCAGCGUACGAAGAGGUCGAGAAGACCUUGGUGUACUACGAGCUCGAUCUGGGUCUGAACCACGUCGUCCGCAAAUGGUCUGAUCCUGUGGAUCGCACCGCCACCAUGCUCUUCCAGGUUCCUGGAGGAGCUGAUGGCCCUAGCGGUGUCCUAGUCUGUGCGGAAGAUAACAUUACCUACCGGCACUCCAACCAGGAUGCUUUCAGAGUUCCCAUCCCUCGUCGCAGUGGCCCGACGGAAAAUCCAGAGCGGAAACGCUGCAUUACCGCCGGAGUCAUGCACAAAAUGAGGGGGGCAUUCUUCUUCCUGCUUCAGACUGAGGAUGGUGAUUUGUUCAAGGUCGCCAUCGACAUGGUAGAAGAUGACAACGGACAAUUAACGGGCGAGGUCCGACGAUUGAAGAUCAAGUACUUCGAUACAGUUCCUAUCGCAACCAGCCUGCUAAUCCUGAAGAGUGGUUUCCUUUUUGUUGCUAGCGAGACCGGCAACCAUCACUUUUACCAGUUCGAGAAACUGGGUGACGAUGACGAGGAGACUGAGUUCACCAGCGAGUCGUUCUCGGCAGACCCCAGUGACCCUCUGGAGCCUGUCUAUUUCCGACCUCGAGGAGCAGAGAAUGUGAACCUGGUGGAGAGCAUCAAUUCUAUGAAUCCUCUCAUGGAUUCUAAGGUCGCAAAUCUCACCGACGACGAUGCCCCUCAGAUCUACACUAUCUGCGGUUCUGGCGCUCGCAGCAGCUUCAGAACGCUCAAGCAUGGCUUGGAAGUCACCGAGAUUGUCGAGUCUGAACUGCCAAGUAUUCCGUCGGCUGUGUGGACAACAAAAAUCACACGUGCUGAUGAGUACGACGCGUACAUCAUUCUUUCUUUCGCAAACGGUACCCUCGUGCUCAGUAUCGGUGAGACUGUUGAAGAAGUCACAGACACGGGCUUCCUUUCGUCAGCUCCCACUCUUGCUGUUCAGCAGCUGGGAGAAGACUCCCUCAUUCAAGUGCAUCCUAAGGGUAUUAGACACAUUCUGGCAGACCGCCGUGUGAAUGAGUGGCCCGCUCCUCAACAUAGGACAAUCGUAGCAGCUGCGACUAACGAACGUCAAGUUGCCGUGGCAUUGAGUUCUGGAGAAAUUGUCUAUUUCGAAAUGGAUGCAGACGGCUCGCUUGCUGAAUACGAUGAGAAGCGAGAAAUGUCUGGUACCGUGACUUGCUUGAGCCUUGGAGAGGUACCAGAAGGCCGUGUGCGGAGCUCAUUCUUGGCCGUUGGGUGUGACGACUCCACGGUCCGUAUUCUCAGCCUUGAUCCCGAUUCGACUCUGGAAAACAAGUCUGUACAGGCUCUCACCUCCGCUCCGUCCGCUCUUAAUAUCAUGUCCAUGUCUGACUCCACCUCUGGCGGAUCGACGCUUUACCUGCACAUUGGUCUUUAUUCUGGUGUCUACCUGCGAACUGUGCUUGACGAGGUGACCGGUGAGCUUUCUGAUACAAGGACGCGGUUCUUGGGUGUGAAACCUGUCAAACUCUUCCGUGUUUCUGUCAAGGGCCAAACUGCUGUUCUAGCGCUCAGUUCACGCCCUUGGCUAGGAUACUCUGACGUCCAGACAAAGGGCUUCAUGCUGACUCCCCUCGACUACGUCCCACUGGAAUGGGGAUGGAACUUUUCCAGCGAGCAGUGCGAGGAAGGCAUGGUCGGCAUCCAAGAGAAACACCUACGGAUAUUCUCCAUCGAGAAGCUAGAAAACAACUUACUCCAGGAGUCUAUCCCUCUGGCUUAUACUCCGCGUCAUUUUGUCAGGCACCCGGAACAGCCGCUGUUCUACGUUAUCGAGGCGGACAACAACAUUCUGUCUCCUGUCACUAGGCAAAAGCUGCUUGAGGAUUCCAACAUGCAGAACGGCGAUGCCGCCAUCCCUCCACCCGAGGACUUCGGAUACCCACGUGGUACCGGACAUUGGGCAUCUUGUAUUCAGGUUGUAGACCCGGUCAAUGCUAAAGCGGUUCUGUCGAGCAUCGAACUCGAAGAGAAUGAAGCGGCUGUCAGCAUAGCUGCAGUCUCAUUUGCCAGUCAAGAUGACGAGACUUUCCUAGUUGUUGGAACGGGAAAGGAUGUUGUCGUCAGCCCACGUUCACACUCUGGUGGAUUUAUCCAUAUUUAUCGGUUCCAAGAAGAUGGCCAAGAGCUGGAAUUUAUACACAAGACUAAGGUUGAAGAGCCUCCUCUGGCUCUUCUGGGAUUCCAGGGCCGUCUCCUCGCAGGUAUCGGCUCGAAUCUGCGUAUAUAUGACCUGGGAAUGAAACAGAUGCUCCGGAAGUGCCAGGCGCAGGUGUCUCCACGGCUAAUUGUCGGCCUCCAAACCCAAGGCAGCCGGAUAGUCGUUAGCGAUGUGCAGGAAAGCGUGACAUAUGUGGUAUACAAAUACCAGGAGAACCGCUUGAUACCGUUUGUCGAUGAUUCCAUUUCUCGGUGGACCACCUGCACUACAAUGGUUGACUAUGAGACUGUUGCUGGCGGAGAUAAGUUUGGUAAUAUCUGGUUCCUUCGCUGCCCCGCCAAGGUGUCUGAGGAGUCUGAUGAGGAUGGUUCUGGCGCUCACCUAAUCCACGAGCGUCCCUAUCUUCAGGGUACCCCCAACCGGCUGGAACUAAUGGUCCACUUUUACACCCAAGAUAUCCCCACAAGUAUCCAGAAGACCCAGCUUGUUGCUGGUGGGAGAGAUGUCUUGGUAUGGACUGGUCUCCAGGGCACGCUGGGUAUGUUCGUGCCGUUCGUUAGCCGAGAAGAUGUCGACUUCUUCCAGAGUUUGGAGAUGCAGCUCGCGGCACAGAACCCUCCUCUGGCUGGACGAGAUCAUCUAAUCUACCGAAGCUACUAUGUUCCUGUCAAAGGCGUCAUUGAUGGCGAUCUUUGUGAGACUUAUUUCCUACUGCCUAAUGAUAAGAAGUUGAUGAUCGCUGGUGAGUUGGAUCGCUCGGUUCGGGAGAUCGAGCGGAAGAUAUCGGUGAGUGCCAUUUCCUGCCUCAUGUUGUUGCUGCGGCUAGCUAACAAGCUGUAUAGGAUAUGCGGACGAGGGUGGCGUAUUAAACAGGGUCGUGACAAGUUACUCUGGCGUCUAUGGCGGCGUUUUCUGUAUUCCGAACAGCGGCUGAUGUCUUGGUUCGGUGUGAACUACCGAUGUAUUUCUUCCAUAAUGACGGUCUAG